GUGUUCAGUUAAGGGUUGCCAUAUUCUGGCUUUCCAGAUCUGGGUGCCUAAUUUGCAUAUUAUGUAAAUUGGCUUGAAAAUAAUUUUUGAGCCGGAUAGUGACUGCACGUUUUGCUCCAUAACUCCGCUUCUACAAGGGCUAGAGCUUAGCUUAAAAAAAAAUUAAUGAAAGCUGCAAUCUGGGCGAAUCCUAGUGGGCUGAGCAAUCUGAGUGAGAUGCUUAAAAUCAGGGUGAAACUCAGACUUCGGGGGGGGGCAUGGCAACUCUAGUUAAGAGUCAGAACUGUUCAGUUGUUGAAGGCUAGUGCCUGUUUGGGUAUGUUGUUCAAUCUUUAUUUGUUUUUGUUUUUUAACUCAACCUGAUGUCUCCAGAUAAUAUCUUGGGCUAACUUCUUUCCUACCAGAGCAUACUCUGCUGUGUGAGGACUUUAAUGUUUCUCUUCUCACCCCUCAACAGCAUCAUGAUCCAACAAACUUUUGGGUCCAGAUCGUGAUGAUGGAUGAAACGUGGGUCCAUCACUUUGAUCCUGAGACCAAAAAGCAAAGCGUGGUGUGGAAGCUUAAAUUGCCAGCCCCCCCCUCCAAGUUCUGUACUGUGGCAUCAGCAGGCAAAGUGAUGGCUUCCAUUUUUUGGAAUGUUGAGGGUGUCUCAUGGUUGACUAUCUGGACCAUGGCACCAUGAUUACCGGCAAUUACUAUGCCAACCUAAUUGGUCAACUUUGAGUGGCAAUCAAGCAGAAGAGGUGCGGGAAGUUGCGAUGAAGUGUGCUCUUCCUUCAAGACAACGCACCAAGCCACACCUCCCACGUUGCAAUGGCUUCCAUUCGUAAUGCAGGAUUUGAACAGCUUGAACACUCUCCCUAUUCCCCAGACCUUGCCCCUAGUGAUUUUUAUGUGCUUCAAAGAAUGAAGGGACACCUUCAUGGGAUGAAAUGUUCAUGGGAUUCUGAGGUCAUGAUGGCUAUUGAUUUAUGGCUGGACGACUGGGACAAAGAUUUUUUUUCCAGAGGGAUGGAGGCACAGGUGGAACAAGUGUAUUGCAGUCAAGGGGGAUGACACCGAAAAAUAAACAUUAGAACACACAGAUCUGAGUUGUUCAUAUAUGUCAGAAUACGCACUUUUUGAACACCACUCGUAUGCGUUUCUGUAUCAUUGUAGAGUAUUGUGCUUCAUUGUCUCACUGGGAUGAGUGAAUGCUUCAGUGUCUCACUGGUAAUCUAUCCUGUUCCAGGCAGAGACUUUGAUGGAGCCACAUUCCAGCUGAAGCAGGUCUGAGUGAAGGCAAAAGUCUCGGUGGGCGAUCUAGCCCUUGGACAACUCGGAGAGAAAACAGGAGUUAGGCAAAGGGCUCAGAACCUCAAACAGCUCCGAGGGGAGGCAGGAGAGACUGAGCUGGAUCCUAACACCAGAGCAGGAAAAGCACAUCGCACCAGUUACAUCAUUGUCAUUUCUUCUAGAGUUCUUGGUGCUGCCGUGUUAUCUUUUUGAGGUCACACAACAAUGAAAAUGGAGGAGCAAGACCCCAUCGCCCUUACCUUAGGGGAGGGAUCAAGCAGAACAGGAAAACUCCCUCAUCUUAUCCAAGUUGAGAGUAUUGGGGAAGAGGUUAAACAGGAAACAGGUGAGGGGACACUUCCUCACUGGGACCCACGAUGGCAGGAGUUCCUGGAAUCACCUCAAGCAGGCUGCGGAACCCCGCAGUUCCCAGAGGAACCUGCCCCAUGGAAUGAUGCUACCACUUUCCUGGCCUCCUUUGAGCAAGUGGCCGAAGCCUGUCAGUGGCCCAGAGAAGUGUGGGCAACACGACUCCUGCCAGCCCUCAGUGGAGAAGCGGAGCAGGCCUUUAGCAGGCUGGAUGCUGAAGACAGAGAGGAUUAUGGGAAGGUGAAGGCAGCCAUCUUGCGAGGAGACACCAUGAGAAGGGAGAAGCAACGUCAACACUUCAGGCGUUUCUGCUACCAAGAGGCUGAGGGGCCCAGAGGGGCUUACAGGAGACUGCAAGAGCUUUGCCAUGGGUGGCUGAAGGUUGAGAGACACUCCAAGGAGCAGAUCCUGGAGCUGUUGAUCCUGGAGCAAUUCCUGGCCAUCCUGCCCCCGGAGAUCCAGAGCUGGGUGAGGGAACAUGGCCCAGAGACCUGUCCCCAGGCAGUAACCCUGGCUGAAGAUUUCCUACUGAGACAGCGAACGGCCGAGAGACAGGAAAACCAGGCCCUGCCAUUAUCGGCUGCCCCACCCUCUGAGGAAGAGCAGACGCCAGAGCGUGACUCCAGGAGGAGGUGGCUGCGUGGGGAGCCCAAGCAGGAGGGUGAAGAAGGAAAUGAAACUGAAAGCAUAAGAGAAACCGUAGUGGAGAACUUCCUGCUGGAAGGCCUUCCUUCAGAAGAAGCAUUGGAAAGUUCACUAGGAGGAUUCCGAGAGAAUAUUUCCAUCCUGACGGAGCUGGCUGAGAGGUUUGUGUGUGAGCGUGAGGAUGAGGCAGAACCCUGUGAGAUUUCUGCAGAAAGAACUGACGAUCCACAAGUGGAGGAGGACACCAGGAAUCCAAAUGGACCCAAGGCACAGCAGGAAAAAACAGCAGAAGCAAAGGAGAACGGGGGGAAUGGAUCGGUUGUUUGCCAGGUCAAAAGUUGUCAUGAAAUUCCAGGCCAACAGAAAAUACAGAAGGCAAAGAGAAAGUGCCAAGGGUGUGGGAAAGGCUUUGCAUCUACAGCAGGGCUAAGGAAACAUCAGAGAGUCCACACAGGAGAAAAACCUUAUCAGUGCUUGGAGUGCGGGAAGAGCUUCAGUUGGAGGACACCCUUUUUUGAACAUCAGAGGAUGCACAGAGGUCUGAAACCAUAUGUGUGUCUGGAGUGUGGGAGAAGUUUCAAUCGAAGAGACCACCUUACUUUGCACCAGAGAACACACACGGGGGAGAAACCUUACCACUGCGUGGAGUGUGGCAAGAGCUUCCGCACAAGCACCCAGUUCACUUUGCACCGGAGGAUCCACACGGGGGAGAAGCCCUACAGAUGCCUGGAGUGUGACAAGAGGUUCAGCAGCAAAUCGGCCCUUAUUUCGCAUCAGAGAAUCCAUGGAGGCGAAAAGCCCUACAGAUGCUCUGAGUGUCGCAAGAGCUUCAGCUCAAGCGCCUGCUUUAUUGAGCAUCAGCGCACGCACACCGACGUGAAGCCGUACGUGUGCCUGGAGUGCGGCAAGACCUUUAGGCGGGGAGACCAUCUCGUUCUGCAUCAAAGAAUCCACACGGGGGAGAAACCCUAUCAGUGCCUAGAGUGUGGCAAGUGCUUCAGCCAGGGCUCCAACCUCACUUCGCAUCAAAGAAUCCACACAGGAGAGAAGCCCUAUCAAUGCUUGAGGUGCGGGAAGAGCUUCAGCAGCAAGUCAAACCUCACUUCGCAUCACAGAACUUGCCCCGAGGUGAAACGCUGUAAAUAAUUGGAGUGUGGAAAGGACUUUAUGCAGGCAUUUGCCUACGGGAUAGAUAAAUCAUACAAAGAAAGCUUUGCCCAUGGACAGAAGAACUACCCUGUUUACCCGAAUGCGAGACGGGAGGGCAGUUCACAGGACCAUCAACUGGGCAGGAGAUGAGUCUUACCCAGUUUCAGGCGCUGGGUGCGCUCCUGUUUUGUGAUCAUUGUUUGAUACAAACAAGUCAGGUGAUGAGGAGUCGAGAUGUGAUGGCCUGGGGGGAAAGGGGGAGAAACCUUUGGUUUUUUCCGUUCUUUCCAGGCUUUCAAGUAUCUGGUGAGGAGCUUGAUCUUCUGUCAAGCCCCAGCUGGGUAGGAGAGCUGGUCUUGUGGUUCCAAGCAUGAAUUGUCCCCCUUGCUAAGCAGGGUCUACCCUGGUUUACUUUUGAAUGGGGGACUACAUGUGAGCACUAUAAGAUAUUCCCCUUAGGGGAUGGGGCCGCUCCCAAGUUCCCUCCCUGGCAGCUUUUCCAAGAUAGAGCUGAGAGAGACUCCUGUCUGCAGCCUUGGAGAAGCUGCUGCCAAUCUCUGUAGACAAUACUGAGCUAGAUGGACCAAUGGUCUGACUCGGUAUGAGGCAACUUCCUCUGUUCCUAUGUCUUGUUUGGAAGCCGGGGAUAGGUUCUGGGUAGGGCAGAGAUUCCCAACCAGGGUUCCUCCAGAUGUUGCUGAACUACAACUCCCAGCAUCCCCAGCUACAAUUUAAUGUUCAGCAACAACUGGAGGAAUGCUGGUUGGAACCACUGGGGUAGUACAUGUCCAUCCUCUCCAGAUGAUCACACUCCCAGCCUCCUAGCCUUGUUUUUAUCUAACACACAAUUGCAAAACAGAAGUUCGCCCUACUUCCAAAACGGGUUAAGACACAUCUCCUACCCAGUUGUGUGAACUGCCUUUAGGUUUUUUGCAAGUUCUUCGAUGUUAGAAAUCAGGGUUGUCUUAAAUUAAGAGGCCUCUUCCUUUUGGGUAAAUACAGGUAACACCUGUAUUUAAGAUUUAUUUUUAAAGAGGGCUUCUCAGGGUCGUCUUCUAUUUGGGUAAAUAUGGUAUCACGGAUGGUAUAUUAGCUAGCAAAGAAUCCAUGCAGCAGGAAACCUGUAUAGAUGCUUGUAUUGUAGUGAAUUUGUGAUGAAGCCAGACCUGAUCAAAGAACUGGGGGACCAUACAAGUGCCUGUAGGGGUGUGAAAUCAAAGCAGAAGAGACACCGAGGGGAAGGACAAAUGUUUGAAAAAUUCUCAGAUGGUAUUCUGUUGCUGCUUCUGAGAAUACAUGGUUUCUCAUAGAAAAGGUAUGGUCACUAGCUAAAUAAACCCCUGCUAAUGGGGUAAAGAGGCACAUUUCAAAGUGGUCUGCUUAGUGGGGGAGAGCAACUGACCCUAUUCAGCCCAGUACAGCUUCCCUCCUGGUGUCUCCCAUGUGUCUCUUUCUAGAUUACGAGCCCCUUGGGCAGGGAAUGAAUGACCCUCCUACCUGGGCAAAGAGAUAUCUUUUAAAGUGGCGGCUCUCUUAUCUUUAGCAGGGGGAGAGCCACUGUCCCUGUUUAUAGCCCAGCAUCUCAUCCUUCCCACUGACUGCUACUGGUGUCUCCCUUGUGUUUCUUUCUAGAUUGUAUAUCCCUUUGGGGGUAAGGAGUUGAUUACUCUUGGAACUGGGCAAAGAGACACUUUCUAAAGUGGUGGCUCUUUUAUCUUUCGCAGGAGGGGAGCAACUGUCCGUAUUCAGCCCAGCCCAGCAUUUCUCCCAGUGGCUGUUGCUGGUGUCUCCCCUUUUUUGACUGUGAGCCGCUUUGGGACAGGGCACCAUUUUCUUAUUCCUCUUGCUCUGUAGACCGCUUUGAGAGCUUUCUUUUUUGUUGAAAAGUGAUAUAUCAAUAUUCAUAUUAAUAAUAACAACUAAUAAUUUCUUUAUUUGCUUUCUAAUAAGUUGACAUGUUUUUGAUUUCACCUGUUAGUUAAGGAAGGAGCAGACUUUCUCUUGUCCUCUGUAUUGCAAAUGCACCUGCUUGAAGGUUUGUAAACAAUAAAAUGUUAAAAGUUUCACC
Messenger RNA from Hemicordylus capensis (graceful crag lizard), 5506 nucleotides. RefSeq names its product zinc finger protein 3-like. The coding region runs from base 1501 to 3435 and encodes 644 amino acids. Lineage: Eukaryota; Metazoa; Chordata; Lepidosauria; Squamata; Cordylidae. The transcript is spliced from 5 exons. Gene Ontology annotation, biological process: regulation of immune system process; regulation of cytokine production; negative regulation of transcription by RNA polymerase II. The record is from RefSeq and is a predicted model, not a curated record.